This is a messenger RNA of Bombina bombina (fire-bellied toad), 6096 nucleotides long. RefSeq names its product ADAM metallopeptidase with thrombospondin type 1 motif 15 (gene ADAMTS15). Lineage: Eukaryota; Metazoa; Chordata; Amphibia; Anura; Bombinatoridae. The transcript has 8 exons. The coding region runs from base 430 to 3243 and encodes 937 amino acids. Gene Ontology annotation, molecular function: metalloendopeptidase activity; zinc ion binding. The record is from RefSeq and is a predicted model, not a curated record. Gene Ontology annotation, biological process: proteolysis; extracellular matrix organization.
UGCCUGUUAACACACAGGUAGAGAAGGCAACAUAAAGCCUCCAGCCUUGGAAUUCAUUGCUGCCUUAACAUCUGGAUCACUGGCUGCAAAACCACUUCUAAAUCCUCCUUAUUGUGAGAGAGAGUUGCCGGCAAUAAUUUGUUACAAUCUCUUUUUUUUUUUUUUUUGCAAACUUCAGAACUGUUUUUUCUUUCUUUUCUUUUUUUUUUCCAGUUUUUGUUAUAUUCAGAUUUAAAUAUAUUCACAUGAAUACAUUUUGUAUUUGUAAAUAAAUAAAUAUACUUUAUUUAUUUUUGUUACUUUGCCCCAAUAUUUGGGUACAUGUUUUCUAAAGCAGUCCUCUCACUUUCACACUCUUGCAGUAUUCAUAUGAUGUUACUCUGAAUUUUUUGGGGAAGUUUAUUGGCUAGUGGCUGAAUCAGGGACAUCAUGCAUAUAUGUGUAGCUGUCACUAUUCUGUCUCUUGUGAGUUUGAAUUCUCCUGCUGGCUGCUCUUUCAUGGAGGAUGUAGUUGUUGUUCCUAAAAGGCUGGAUCCUGAUUUAAAUGGAAGACAUUAUUUCAAAGUAGGCAAUGAACAUACAAAUGAUCUAGGUGUUAUUUUCCAAAUCACAGCUUUUAAUGAAGAUUUCUAUUUGAAUUUGAUCCCUGAUGCACGUUUCAUUGCACCAGCUUUCUCUAUGCACUUUCCAGGCUCACUUCCCAAACCAUCUCCAAAUUUAAGACAUUGUUUUUAUUCAGGGGAUGUUAAUGCUGAUCGGGAUUCCUUUGCUGCUUUGAGUCUUUGUGGUGGACUUCGUGGGGCUUUUGGAUACCAAGGAGUGGAAUAUCUCAUUAGCCCUCUAAGAAAUAUCACGGGGAAUCAAGUUCAAAGCAGCCACCAGGGGCCGCACCUGCUGCAACGCAGAAACGUGCCAUUUCGUUCAGUAGACUCUACCUCCAGGUGUGGGGUUAGUUCUGGUUUAAAUCAUGGCAUCAUGGAAGCUCUGGAGAGAUACAAGGGGUCUAACCACAGCAAAAGACACACAAGUGGCACUAAGACAAGGAUCAGCAACAGAUCCAGGCGUUUUGCAUCUAUCACCAGGUAUGUUGAGACACUUAUUGUAGCUGAUGAGACGAUGCUCAAGUUCCAUGGAGAUGACCUUCAACAUUAUCUCCUCACCCUGAUGGCCACAGCAGCUCGGUUAUACAAACACCCCAGCAUCCAGAACCCCAUUAAUAUUGUUGUAGUAAAGUUUAUGGUGCUCACGGAUGAUGGGAAGGGACCCAAAGUUACCACCAACGCUGCCAUGACCCUGAGAAGCUUCUGCAGCUGGCAGAAGAAAUGGAACAAAAUGAGCGACAAACAUCCAGAGUACUGGGACACAGCCAUUCUCUUUACCAAACAGGAUCUCUGUGGAGCCUCAACAUGUGACACUCUAGGAAUGGCCGACGUAGGCACAAUGUGUGAUCCCAGGCGCAGCUGUUCUGUAAUAGAGGAUGACGGUCUUCCCUCUGCUUUCACCACAGCGCAUGAGCUUGGUCAUGUUUUUAACAUGCCCCAUGACAAUGUCAAAGCCUGUGAAGAAGUGUUUGGAAAGCUGAAGGAGAAUCAUAUGAUGUCACCAACAUUGAUACAGAUUGAUAGAUCCAAUCCAUGGUCUGGAUGCAGUGCAGCCAUCAUCUCUGACUUCCUGGACAGUGGUCAUGGUGAGUGCCUCUUGGAUGAGCCAGCAAAGCCGAUACCGUUGCCAGAUGAGCUCCCAGGUGCUCGGUAUGGCCUUAGCCGUCAGUGUGAGCUCGCAUUUGGCCUGGGUUCCAAGCCUUGCCCAUACAUGCAGUAUUGCACCAAACUGUGGUGCACAGGAAGAGCACGGGGGCAGCUGGUAUGCCAGACACGACACUUCCCCUGGGCAGACGGAACAAGCUGUGGUGAAGGAAAAUUUUGCCUAAGUGGGGCCUGUGUAGAAAGACAUAGCAUCAACCGAUAUAAGACAGAUGGUGGUUGGGGAAAAUGGAGUUCAUAUGGUCCUUGCUCACGGACAUGUGGAGGAGGAGUCCAACUGGCCAAACGAGAGUGUAACAGCCCAGAGCCCUCUCAUGGAGGUUCUUAUUGUGAAGGACUGAGAGUAAAGUACAGAUCCUGUUCUCUCAACCCCUGUCCUGAUAUUGGAAAGAGUUUCCGUGAGGAACAGUGUGAAGCGUUCAAUGGCUUCAAUCAGAGCACAAACCGUUUAACAGCGACAGUGGGAUGGGUUCCCAAAUACUCCGGAGUUUCACCCAGGGAUAAAUGCAAACUCAUUUGCAGGGCCAAUGGCACCGGAUAUUUUUAUGUGCUGGCUGCAAAGGUUGUGGACGGUACUCCGUGUUCUCCAGAUUCCACCUCUGUCUGUGUGCAGGGGAAGUGCAUUAAAGCUGGGUGUGAUGGGCAACUUGGUUCCAAGAAGAAAUAUGACAAAUGCCGGGUGUGUGGAGGGGAUAAUAAAAGCUGCAAAAAGAUUUCUGGUCUCUUUACCAAACCCAUACAUGGCUAUAACUUCGUGGUGACAGUUCCAGCUGGUGCCAGUAACCUGGAUGUAAGGCAACGUGGUUAUAAAGGCCUCAUAAAUGAUGAUAACUAUCUGGCGGUACGAAAUAGUCAAGGUCGGUAUCUGCUGAAUGGGAAUUACAUUGUGUCUGCAGUGGAGAGGGACAUCCCUAUCAGAGGAAGCCUAUUGAAGUACAGUGGAACAGGCACUGCUGUGGAGGCUUUGCAAGCUAUCAAUAUAAUUCAAGAACCAUUGACAAUAGAAGUUUUGUGUGUUGGAAAAAUGACACCACCACGACUGAGAUACUCAUUCUUUGUACCUAGGGAAAAGAAAGAUGCUAAAGCUGAAAAGACAAUAAGCAAUAGCCUUGUAGGAUUGCCUCCUCCUCCUCCCAGGCUUCAGCCUCAGUCUCACUGGACCUCAGGUGAUUGGGGCGAUUGCUCUGUCAGCUGCGGUAAUGGACAGCAGACCAGGACUGUUGAGUGUCGUGACCCAUGGGAGCAGUUGGCAUCUGACUGCCCAGCAAGUCUUCGGCCUAUAGACAUAAGGAAAUGUGGUGACCCUUGCCCAAUGUGGGAGGCUGGAGAAUGGGCACCUUGCUCUAAAAGCUGUGGUCGUGGUUUUAAAAGACGACAACUGAGGUGCAGUGCAGGUGGAGGAGUAACUUUGCCUCGAGAGCAUUGUCACUUGAAGAGGAAGCCUCAAGAGUUGGACUUCUGCACCAUGAAGCCUUGCUGACUUAUUGGAUUUGAGGUGCAAAAUGGUUACCUUGUUGGACUCUAGAGAUCCAGGAAUAGGAUGCAUUAUGUCCUUCUGCCAACAAUCAGAAUAUGUGUAAGCCAGAUGUGUCAAAAAUAAUGGUUCACUUUGAAGGAGUCUGAUAACCAAAGACAAACAUUUUGUACUUUGAAUCUACACAGAAGACUGAAGAACAUAUACAAUUCUGGGACAUUUGGAGGCAAUCCUGGCCAAUGCUUUGCACUUUUUACUAGUGUGUUUUGUUACUUUAGUUUAUGUUUAACACAUUAGUGCUGGUCAAUCCUGCAUUGUAUAUAUGGUUCCAAAAGCCACCUAAUAGAGAUCUUUCUACUUGAGUCAAAUAUCUGUGACUGUAGGAUAGGACGAAGGAACUAUAUAUUUUUGUGAUGAAAUAACCUAUCCCUGUAUAGGGCACAAAUUAUAGGGAACUGUUUCACGUUUUGUUUACAGUGCAGCCAAAUUGUUUUUGGUUUCCUUUAGUGAUCCAGUCCUUAACUAAACACAUUAAAUGACCUGACCUAGGCGAUUAUUACAUGACAUAUAAUUCUCUAACAGAUAUAUAGAUUUUAAUCUGCAAGAAACAGGACUAAAAUAUAACCCAACAAUUAACCAAAUACAGAGAAAUUAAGGACAUUUUGUGAUAAAAAAUUCAUUUUCUAGGGAGAACCUGGGUAUUGUGAAAUUGCCAUCCCUAGACAACUUAUCUCACAUGCCUUUAGAUUUUUCAAAUAUAAAUGUUAGGGUGUUAAGAAUCUAUUUGGCAUGUUUGGAAUGCCAACUUAUAGCAGGACUGUGUGGAAAAUAUGGAGUUCAACAAACCUCCUGUUUAAUCUACCUCCAAAUGGGAUGAAUAAAGCGGAGGGGCUCUUAGCAAUCUAUGUAUGAGAUUAGGACUUGAAAUAUUAACCCUUUCGCUGCCAGAUAUAGCUGCAAUGUAUUACUAUGCAAUACCUUACAGCGCUGUCUGACAGUCAGAUGAUCAAGUCUAGCACUGUAUAUAAAUAACCCAUACCAAACAUACUUAUGUCUUCCUCGGCAACUUACAUUAAAGGGACUAUAUAUAAAACCAUUACUGCAAACAUUGCUGCCACAUAAUGCUCAAAAUGUGUACGCUCUUGAGCCUACCUAAGUAUGUUUUAUUUGAAUUAUGAAACUUUACGUUUUAACAUCUAUAUCUCUUCAAUUCCAGGUUUUUAUUUUCUAAUUUGGUGCUGAUUUAUGUAGAAUUUCACUUAGAAUAAUUAUAAAGACUGUGUUUGUAAGUUAAUAUUUCUACAUGUUUGCAUCUGCAUCCAUUUAAGGUCAUUUUUAAAUAAUCCUGUUUCAUGCAGAUCUCAUUUUUUUUAAUGGUGCUAAAAAAAUAAAAACUCAGAAAAACGUCCAGAAUCUUCGGCUUAAAGCUGCAGUGAGAAACUCAUCAGUCCUGUAUGAGAUAAAGGGGUCAAUUUAUUAAACGCCGGGUGAAUCAUGUCCACCCAGCAUCUCUAAAUGCCGACAGCAUACACUGUCAGCAUUUAACAUUGCACAAGCAUUUCUUGUGAAUUGCUUGUGCAAUGCCGCCCCCUGCACAUUCGCGGCCAAUCGGCCACUAGCAGGGGGGGACAAUCAUCCCGAUCGGAUCAGGAUGAUUGCAGUCUGCCACCUAAAAGGUGGUGUACAAGUUAAGGAGCAGCAGUCUUACGACCGCUGCUUCUUAACUAAAAAGCAGCACCCGCUGCUGAUUAAAUCUAGGCCAUAAUGUCAGGACUUUCCUAGGAACAUUUCGUAGUCUGAGGUGACAUUAGUAGAUAAAACUAUCAUCUUAAAUUGCACAGAAAUCAGCAUUAAACAGACAAUAGAGGUCAAGCAUUAAAUAGACCAUAACAAUUGUAGUCACAUCCAUAUAAUUGUAGCCACCAAUAAGCAAGUGCUAUCCAGGGUGCUGAAUCUAAAGUGGGCCGAAUCUUAAGCUUCAGAUUCCUGCUUUUCGAAAAUAAAAAUUGGUAAUUGGAGUAAAUUAGAAAGUUGCUUAAAAUCGCAUGCUCUAUCUGAAUAAUGAAAGACAAAAUUUGGGUUUUGUGUCCCUUUAAUUCAGUGUUUAUAAAUAACAAUAUUUAACAAGGAUGAGCAAGCUGAAUUUUCCCCUCAGUUUAUAAAUAUAAGGCUUUAUUCCAAUAAACCAAAUCAGGGCUUGACCAUUUCUGAGCAGCAAUUGAUUUUAAUGGAUCAUACUUGGCACUGUGAAUAUGAGCAGAUUUUAAUGGCACAACAAGAGAACAUGCCUGUUUAAACAAGAAAAGGAUAACUGAGAGAAAUGAAAAUAUGGAAUAACUCACAUUAGUUACAAGGAGACUAACCAAUGCUAUAUAUAUUUUUUUAUUCCUGAAUGUUUUCUUUACAUCACUAGAUAAAAUGCUUUUCCAAAAAACAUUGCAAAAAACCAGGGCUGGAUCAGCCGCAUUUUUCUCCUGUAAACUUGGAUCUUGAAAGUUAAAUGUAACUAAUUUCACAAUUAAUAAAUUGGGCCAAAAGUGACUGAUUAUAUUACAAGAUAAAAUCUACCGAGACGUUCAAAAGAGUUAGUGACUUUAUUACAGCUGGUAAACUUGGAAGGAGAAACAAAGAUAGAAUCUGGCUGAUUAUUCCCAGAUGCGACUGUUGUGUUCAUUUAUUUUAUAUUUUUGUACAUUUCUUUUGCUUUGUUUUUGAUGUAGCAAAAGGAGCAGAAGAGCCACGGUUUUUAGGCUAUGUAUAUAAGUUUGUAUACUGUGUAUACUCAUUAUAGGCAUGUACAAAGAGAAAUAAAUUUGUACAGAUCCAAGUCAAGUCUUGGCAAAUGUACUUCAUAAAGCA